AUGGCGCGUCGUCGUGACACAUUUUGUCCGAUCUCAUGACGUUUUUAUUUUGUUCUCUUCUCACCUGAAACAGGGGCAACUGUAUCCUCCGUCAGGGAAUACACAGCGUUACCUGUGCGAAUGAUGAAACAUUCGGGAAACAACACUCGACUGCGCGGCUGACCCCCCGCCUCCGCACGACAUUAUGACAGCAUGAUAGUAUGACAGCAUGUUGCAGGAGCGUUUGCUGAAGGACUGCAGAAAAUACUGUACACUAGGGGCGGAGUUUGACCUCGCAGCUCUCAAAACAUCACUAAUCCCGGACUGACACUCAGGUGGAGAGUCGUUGACGGCUCAUUGCCGUUGCUCAUAAACAAAUACAACAGAGAUACGGGACCUAAAAGGAAAAAAAAAAGACUGCAAGGGAAAACGUCAUUACAUAAACUGGAAAUAGUGAUGGAGAAUGGAUCGACGAGAAUGACUGGAUUGUAUUACUUUUAACCAGUGCUUCUAUUUUUGAUCGGAUUCCAGGAUAUUUUAGCUUGCCAGACCUACGCCGUCGCAGCACCUUAUUCACUUCGUCCAUGGAAAAAAACUUAAUCUUUUUCGGGUUUGGCCCUGUUGAUGUCCUGUGUUCAGAGCUGCAGAUCCAGAGCUUCUGCAUGAAUGAGCCUGGUGCUGGCUCCUUGGACCCUGAGCGAUGAAGCCCUUCGGCUCCUCAACCAGCACGCCCCGUUCCCCGUUUGUACCUGGGCAGCGGACACCCCCUCCGAACACCGGAUGGGGCGAGUGACUGUCAGAAUGCAAGCUAUGGGAAGAUCGACAGCAGUUUUAAGCCCUUGGAUUAUUGCCGUGCGUGUUGUAGACUUUGUGCUCAAGAGACAUCUCCACCAGUGAGGUAGCUUUGAAAGUUUGAGAUUGCCAUUUCUAAGAGGAACUUCCGGAAUUGUUUGACUCACUGCCACAGUAGUUUGGCGCACAGGACCUGGCGGCGGCCGACGUGAGACGGGACAGCCCGUGCUGGAGUCCCCUCCGACCUCCAAUGCUCCCAGCUGACGCACGGUCCGACCUCAGUGACGGCUCCCUCUCCCUGCUUGGCUGAGUCACUCCUCUAUCGCGGGGGCGCCUCCCUCCGCCCAAUGGCAUGGGUCAAGCUCUUCAAGAGGCCGGGAGGCAAUCUGGGGAAGUCCUACCAGCCGGGAAGCAUGAUGUCUCUGGCUCUCACCAAAGGCCUGCUGAACGAGCCCGGCCAGAACAGCUGCUUCCUCAACAGUGCUGUGCAGGUCCUGUGGCAGCUGGACAUCUUCCGACGGAGCCUGCGACAGCUUCCUGGUCACUUCUGCCUCGGGGACGCCUGCAUCUUCUGCGCUCUGAAGAGCAUCUUCACCCAGUUCCAGCACAGCCGGGAGCGGGCCCUGCCGUCGGACAACCUGCGCCACGCCCUGGCCGAGACCUUCAAAGACGAGCAGCGCUUUCAGCUGGGCCUGAUGGACGACGCGGCAGAGUGUUUCGAGAACAUUCUGGAGCGUAUCCAUCUUCACGUCGUGUCGGACGCGGAGGCGGACGUCUGCACCUCCAAGUCUUGCAUCACCCAUCAGAAGUUUGCCAUUGCGCUCUACGAGCAGUCUGUGUGCCGUAGCUGUGGAGCUUCCUCCGACCCCCUGCCUUUCACACAGUUGGUGCAUUACGUCUCCACCACUGCCCUCUGCCAACAGGUGGACCGCGCGCUGGAGAAGAGCGAGAGGCACAGGUCGGACAUGUUCGGGGAGCUGCUGCAGGCAGCAAGCACCAUCGGGGACCUCAGAAACUGCCCGAGUAACUGCGGGGAGAGCAUCAAGAUCCGACGCGUGCUGAUGAACUGCCCGGAGAUCGUCACCAUCGGCUUCGUGUGGGACGCCGAGCAAUCCGACCUCACCGAGGACGUCAUCCGCUCCCUGGGCCCCCACCUGAAUCUCUCCGGGCUCUUUUACCGGGUCACGGAUGAAAGCGCCAAGCGGAGCGAGCUGGACCUGGUUGGCAUGAUCUGUUUCUCCAGCCGACACUACUGCACUUUUGCCUACCACACCAAGUCGGCCAAGUGGGUCCUGUUCGACGAUGCCACCGUCAAAGAGAUCGGCUCCAAAUGGAAAGAUGUGGCCUCUAAAUGUAUCCGGGGUCACUUCCAGCCUCUGCUCCUGUUUUACACAAACCCUGACGGAGGCGCGGUCUCCACCGAGGACGCGCCCAGACAGACCACCAUGUGGCCCCAUUACAAGAGCCCGGUGAAUGGUGAGGUCACAGCGCCUGAUGUUCCGCUGUCCGGUUCAAAGAAGCUGGACGCGUCCAGAGAGGGCCCGCUGUCGAGUGGCCUGCUGUCCGGCCACGAGGGCUUCAAACAGAAGCUGCAGGGCUCCCCGGUCCCGGGGUUCGGGCGCGUGAGCGGGCAGACCGGCGCUGGACGAGGGCCAGUGAAAGUCAGCCCUGGGGAUCCGAAGUGCAAGCUCAGAGAGGCCCCCCGCGAGUCUGCGAGUCAGAGGACGGGGGAGGCGCGGACGCCCCACCUGCCAAAAAAGGAGCUGGAGAGGGGGCAGCGGAGACAAGACUCCCUCAGGCACCGAGAUGUGUUCUCGGAGAAGACGUACUCCAGAUCGGCCUCGCCCCCAGAGAUCAGGCAGCACGGCGACCAGAAGCUGUACAGCAGCCCGGGGAAGGGGCAGACCUGGGCCGAGAGGACGUCCCACCAGGGCAGGUCGUCCCACGAGCUCCGGGCGCCGUCGAGCCCGCCUGCCGGCCACGGGAGGAGGCACGAGGCCACGGUGAGCUCGGACACGGACGUCGGCCAGGACGGGCGGGAGAAGGCGGGCGGGGGCCGGAGCCGGAGCAGGUCUUGGAGGCCCGUGCGGGAGGUGCUCAACGUGGACAGCGUGCUGAACGAGCUGGAGCGCCGGCAGCACAGCCCGCGCCGCAGGUCCUCCGGCCAGGAGAGGGCGCCGCACCGUGAGCGGGAGAGGCCCCGGGCGAAGGACGAGCGCAAACAGAAGAGCCUCAUGACCAUCUACGAGGACGAGCAGAGGCUGGAGAGUGGGAGCCGCAGCUCCCAGGAGUCCGAGAGCCGGGGCAGCAGGGGGUCGGACAAGGGGCGCGGCAAGGGUGGGCCCGGCCUAAAAUUACGCAACGACAACUGGACCAUCCAGCGCACGGAGUCUGGGUACGAGAGCAGCGACAGGCUCAGCAAUGGCUCUACCAACCCAGACUCGCCUGUUGUGGAGAGCUUCGCAGCGAAGGAGUUAAGGCCAACACCAGAGGCACAGUUGCCAAGGAGCCCGCUCCGUCAGAGCAGAUGCGAGGAUGCGAGGCCUGACGUCCCGCACCCCUUGCACUCUUUCGGAGAACACCAAGUGAAAAUUAAAGGCAAGGGGGGCAGCCAUCAAGAUGCCCAUCUGUUCAAGUCUAGUCCAAGUAUAAGGAGGAGGUUCAGAUAUCCCCCUGUGAGUUCGGAGAGGAGGACAGGCGUCGACAGGGAUCCCCCGGUCCUGGUGAAUGACGUUGGCUGCCGGACCGAGAGCCCCGGCCUGCAGAACCUGGGCAAGACCAGCAGCUCGGAGUGGAACAGCUCCGACGACCUCACGGGCCCCUUCUCCGAGCAGGAGGACAGCGCCUACCGCUCCAGCAACAGCGAGACCGCGCCCCCCGAGUCGCCGGCCCUGUCCGAGUCGCCCGCCCCGGCCCCGCCCCCACCCCCGUCCCGGCACGCCCAGAACGAGCCUCCCCAGCCUCUCUGCCAGAGCCUGGCCUCACCGCUACCUCCUACCAAAUAUGCACACAGACAUGUGGUUGACAGCAGGGCCAGCUUUCGGCCGAGGCUGCUCCAGGAGCCCUCCCAAACAAGCCCUCGCCCCUCCCCCAGAGCUGCCCAGUCACAUUCCGCCCCUCCCCACGCCGCCCGCCCCCACACAGUCCCACACAGGUGGUCUGAAAGCCCGGCGGGACACGCCCCCUCUCCAGACCCGGGGUGCAGAUCAGGGCCCGCCCACCAGGGGAGGAGUGAUUCGUCAGCGAGCGAGGCCAGCGACCGGUUUCCCAGCUCCAAGCAGAGCUCGGACGCACCCAUCCCAGGAGAAGGAGUCGCGCUGACCACCUACUUCUCCGUGGACAACUGCAUGACGGACACGUAUCGGCUGAAGUACCACCACCAGCGGGUGGCACCGUACUCCGGAUCCAUGGACUCCAAGGGAGGGGAACGGGGUGAGGCAGGGGAUCCAGGCCACACGGUCCGAGCAGAGUCACUACCAUCCUCAGAGCUUCCAAAAAGUAGGCCUGAAACAGGAUACUCAAACAGUAAACCUACUGCAAGGUGGAAUCCAGUUACUCCUAGAGGACUGGAUGAGCAUGGAUUUCUGUGAUGAAAUCAACAGCCUGUUAAGUCAUGCGUGAUGCAGAAAAAUCAAGCAUUGAAUUGGACAACAGAAGUGAAUCCUCCUUUGUAAAGGAUUGAUCACACCAUCUUAACACAAAUAAUCUCAAAUUGCAGGUGUAUUAACUACCUACAGACUGUGAAAGUAUCUUUGUAAAUCGUCUUUUUCAAUUUAAGGACAUUUGUAGUUUUUGCCACUAGGGGGCAGGCUUUAUUUAUGGUUUUGCACAGUGACGAGCCAAAAAUAAAAGAAAAGCCAUCCUUUGUUUCUCAGUUAACUUUACUUUUUGGAAUGCUAUGUAAAGAUACUAUUUGUAUUGGAGGGUAACUGUAAAAAUAUAACUGCAAAAAUUACCCUUUAAACUGCACUUUUUGCUUUUCUAUUUUAAUACAAAAGCUGGUAUUUGUACAGUAUGAAGGUUUAGUCAUUAACAUUGUGACACUCCCAUUUGUGGGCAUGCUGUGUUGCUCAAGUUACAUUUUCACAUGGGUAGCAUAAUAUGUCAGGGAAUUUUCACACACAGGCAUCAGUUUGUAUAAAAACCCUAACAAGUCUUACCUAAUAGUAUAGCAUGUACUUUCAAAUUCCAUGUUUGAUAGCUAAGAUAAGCCACAGAACUAAUACCUUUGAACUGUGUCUAGGAAGCAGCUAUACAGUAUAUAUGUGUGAGUGGAAAACUUGUGAUAUGACAAGCUUGAUGUAAGUCAAACUGCCUUGGGAUAAAGCUCUGUAAUCUGUCAAGACAUUUUACAGACGCACAUUUGACAACACAGUGCAAACCUGCAAGUUUGGACACUUGGAAAAUGAGUUGAACAGAGGGUAAUUAUGUUCAAGUUUGACAAUAAUUUAAUGAAAACACCUCAUGAUUGCAUGAAUCAGGUGUUCCAGCUCAGAUCUUCCUUGCUUUCUUUGCCAACAAUGUAUGCAACGUUUUCAUUUGAUUUCAAUUCCCACAAUGUUUAUGUAUACGUAAGUGGGAGUAUAUUUUACUUUCCCGACCCUUUGAUUUGCUAUCAGAACCACUGGCUAAACAGCAUUUAUUGAUCACAAAUCAGUCUACAGGUGCUCAGGUAUGUUUGGUAUGCUGUACACAUUGUACACAAAUGACAAAAUUGUUAAAGGGAAUGGACAGCCAACAUCAAUUAUGUCUUAAAUCUAGAAAGGAAAGGUAUUUAAUGAAAGGUAUGCAAUUUGCCUGCUUUUUGUACAAACUUU
Molecule: messenger RNA, 5588 nt
Organism: Megalops cyprinoides (Indo-Pacific tarpon)
Lineage: Eukaryota; Metazoa; Chordata; Actinopteri; Elopiformes; Megalopidae
Product: inactive ubiquitin carboxyl-terminal hydrolase 53-like
Exons: 18
Coding region: 1119-4361 (1080 amino acids)
Biological process (GO): response to auditory stimulus; protein deubiquitination; sensory perception of sound
Cellular component (GO): cell-cell junction
Molecular function (GO): cysteine-type deubiquitinase activity
Source: RefSeq, a predicted model, not a curated record